AUGACUGCGCAGUCGAAGCCCGAAAUUUCUCCCUGGGGGCGCGCUGUGGCCGGCGCCUCUGGUGCCGUGCUUGCCAACGCUCUCGUGUACCCGCUCGACAUCGUCAAGACACGCCUUCAGGUGCAGGUCCGAUCCGACGAAAGAUCGACCCCUGACCCAGAUAGCCCUAUUUACAAUUCUACCUGGGAUGCAGUUUCUCGUAUUUUCGCCGAAGAAGGCCUCCCCGGUCUGUACGCUGGCAUAAAUGGCUCCCUACUCGGCGUUGCUUCGACCAACUUUGCCUACUUCUAUUGGUAUACGAUCGUCCGAACUCUAUACACAAAAUACUCUAAGUUGGCAGCCCCUCCAUCCACUGCUGUGGAGCUUUCCCUCGGUGCUCUUGCGGGUGCUGUCGCCCAGAUCUUCACAAUCCCUGUUGCUGUUGUAACCACCCGUCAGCAAACGGCUGCAAAGAGUGACCGGCAGGGUCUCAUACUAACUGCCCGUGAGGUCAUAGAAGGCCCUGAUGGCGUGUCGGGAUUGUGGAGGGGCCUGAAGGCCAGUCUGGUCCUCGUCGUGAACCCAGCGAUCACAUAUGGUGCCUAUGAACGGCUCAAACCCAUAUUUUUCGCUGGAAGGAAUAAUUUGAAGCCCUGGGAGGCAUUCGCCCUUGGUGCCAUGUCCAAGUCCUUGGCAACGAUCGUUACUCAACCUCUUAUCGUUGCUAAAGUUGGCUUGCAGUCAAGGCCCCCUCCUUCCAGGAAUGGGAAGCCAUUCAAAAGCUUUGUCGAAGUGAUGAAGUUCAUCAUCGAGCAUGAAGGCCCCGUGGGCCUGUUCAAGGGAAUCGCACCUCAAAUCCUGAAAGGUCUUCUCGUCCAAGGUAUCCUUAUGAUGGCCAAGGAAAGAGUGGAGCUCAUCUUUGUUCUGCUGCUACGAUAUCUCAAGUCAACGCGCCUGCAGCAAGUACGAAGCACGGCGCAGCGCGCGUCUGUGGCGGCUGUUCAGGGCGCAGCAGCCGCAGCACCUGCGGCACCGCUGAAGUCGGCGGGUUGA
Molecule: messenger RNA, 1032 nt
Organism: Geosmithia morbida
Lineage: Eukaryota; Fungi; Ascomycota; Sordariomycetes; Hypocreales; Bionectriaceae
Product: Mitochondrial carrier protein
Exons: 4
Coding region: 1-1032 (343 amino acids)
Biological process (GO): transmembrane transport
Source: RefSeq, a predicted model, not a curated record